Molecule: messenger RNA, 1600 nt
Organism: Alnus glutinosa
Lineage: Eukaryota; Viridiplantae; Streptophyta; Magnoliopsida; Fagales; Betulaceae
Exons: 8
Coding region: 243-1397 (384 amino acids)
Source: RefSeq, a predicted model, not a curated record
AAAAAUGUAAAAUAAUGAAAAUCGGUGUUUUCCCGGGGAGCUCGUCUAUACGUGAGACGAGGGUCUGGUUCUCUUAGUUGCUGCAUCAGGAUUCGAAAAUUGCUUCUCUUUCUCUUUGGUCCUAAUAAAGCACAAGGUCAUUUUUGCGGAAAAUAAAGACCUUGUAUUAUAGAUCUUUGGGUUUUCUUCUUGCCUGUGCAGUGAUCUCUAAGACAGCAGGUCUCUAGAGAGGUUUCUUAGCCAUGAGAAUAUUCAGUGGCUGGCGUCGUUUUCUCUUCUGUCUUCCUCUCAUUUUCUUCCUUCCUCAUUUGUUCUCUGUUAUGGAAUUGCAUCAGAACUCGAAUGUAGAAUAUCCACAGAAGAAACAUAGCAAGAAAUUUGAUCAUCUUGUGCUUGGGCCUGCUGCUGGACAAGGCUUGCCCAACCGUUUGCAAUGUGAAGGUAUCAAAGCUGUCAACAAGUCAAUCUUCUCCCACAUAUCCAGAGGCGGAGAAAAUAUUGCUUUUGUCACUGUUUUUGCCAUUUAUAAUUCUUCCCUGAACAUACAUGUAGAUGAUAAAUCAGACUUGGUUAUUGUUGGGAAUACUUCAUAUAGUAAGGUGGAGAGAUCAAUGGCCAUACUGAAUGUCUUCAUUGACUUCAUUCAGGUGACAAUGCCUCAAAGCAACAUUAUAAUUCUUACGGACCCAGCAUCUGACCUUCAAAUGCAUAGAAAUAGGGUCACCUUCCUUCCAAUUCAAGGUGAAUAUUCACGAGACAGGUUGAUGCUUCAAAGAAUCAGGUCUUACAUUGCUUUUCUAGAAGCAAGGCUUGAGGAGCUUUCUCAUAAGAAGGGGCAUAUCACUCAUUACAUCUUCACCGACUCAGAUGUAGCAAUGGUUAAUGAUCUAGGACAGAUAUUUCGGGAUUAUCCAAAUUUUCAUAUGGCUCUCACCUUCCGGAACAACAAAGCUCAACCUUUGAAUUCAGGAUUUAUAGCAGUGAGGGGUACACCUGAUGGGAUUUUAAGGGCAAAGGUUUUUUUACAAGAAGUAUUGAAAGUUUACAGUUCAAAGUACAUUAGUGCUUCCCGAAUGCUUGGAGAUCAGUUAGCUCUUGCAUGGGUUGUAAAGUCGGACCCUUCCUUUGACACAAGGAAAUUUACCAAACCGCAAGCUUUUCUAGAAGAAAUUGGAGGUGCCUCAGUACUAUUUUUACCUUGUGCUAUAUACAAUUGGACGCCACCCGAAGGUGCAGGUCAAUUUCAUGGCAUGCCCUUAGAUGUUAAGGUUGUCCAUUUCAAGGGAUCAAGGAAACGCCUAAUGCUAGAGUCUUGGAACUUCUUCAAUUCCUCUGGUAACAUGUCAGAUAUGUUAUGCCUCAUCUUAUAUAGUGGGAGAACGAAGUAUGAUUUUUGAGUUACUCCAUACGAUUUUAUUGGUGGAAGAACCGAUUUUACUCAAUUUACGGAAUGAGCUGGUGCCAUCUCUGCCAACUAGCCUUUCCAUCCUUGGUAUUAGAUUCAGUUUUGCAGGCAGCACAUGGAAUUUUAAAGAUAUGAGAACUCAGAAUUAUGGAUACCAAUUUCCUGUAACCAACGUAGGAAACUACAGUUUGACUA